GUAACAGGUAAAGGAUUCAGUUGAACCAAACAACAAGUAGUUGAACUGAUACAUUGAAGAGAAGGAGUUACAUAGGAGAUGUCUACAUAUUUGAAUACGAAGCAACAACGGUUGAUUGAAGAGUAUACCAAAAACCAUGUUAAAUAUUAUGAUAAAAUCUCUGGUCAAUACUUGAAAACAAGACAAGAUAUAUUACAAUUAAACUCUAGUAUAAUACAAGAUAUCAAACUAAAGCAAGAGGUAUCGAAUAGUAAUAAGAUCAAACUUUAUGAAUUACAAUUUGAAUUGGAUAAAAACUUGGAAGCCUACAAACAUCACAUCAAUGAUUUAAGUCAACAUAUAUCGAUAAAGAUUGAAUUAAAAAGUCCAUAUCAAGAUGAUAUCAAUCAACAACAUCAGAAGUUGAUUGAAAGAAGAUCGAAAUUAAAUGAUAAGAUUAUAGAUAUUGAACAAGUUCAAAAACCAAAAUUGGAUAAAAUGAAGUUAUUAGUCAAAAGUUUUGAUCUUAAUUCAAAAUCAUCAACUACAAAAGCAUAUAUUCAAGCCAGAAAGGAAGGUGAAAGUGAAAAUAGUACUGAGAUUGAUCUUCAAAGUCUUAGAUUCACUCGAGAUGAGAUUCAAUUUCUUUUUGAAGAUGUUUAUGUUGAUUUACAUGCUAAAUAUAAGGAUGAUCCAAAAUUUGAUCAAGCAUUUAAUUUAAAUCAAAGUAUUGAAGAACAAUUAAAGAAUGGUAAACCAUUCGUUAGAUUAGAAAAUAAAGAAGAUCCAAAGAAUCCCAUAUAUCAAUAUAAAAUCGAUAAAUCUACUUUACAACUGUUGGAUAGAUAUACUACUAUAGAUGAUUAUGAUAAAUUAAUUAAAAGUACUUUAACUAGUAUAGAACUGUUGGUUCAACAAGGUAUAGAAUCAAAGGAGAGUUGGACUAAUAAUGCUAGAAAGAUCGAAAUCAUUAAAGAAUCAUUAGAUAAACAUGAUGAUCAAAAUAAAGAUAUUGACAUGAUUGAAUAGAAGUAAUAUAAAUAUAUAGUAUUAACUUUAUA
Messenger RNA from Scheffersomyces coipomensis, 1040 nucleotides. RefSeq lists its product as uncharacterized. The record is from RefSeq and is a predicted model, not a curated record. The transcript has a single exon. Lineage: Eukaryota; Fungi; Ascomycota; Pichiomycetes; Serinales; Debaryomycetaceae. The coding region runs from base 79 to 1008 and encodes 309 amino acids.